This is a messenger RNA of Penicillium daleae, 1641 nucleotides long. RefSeq lists its product as uncharacterized. The coding region runs from base 1 to 1641 and encodes 546 amino acids. The transcript has 4 exons. Gene Ontology annotation, biological process: transmembrane transport; carbohydrate transport. The record is from RefSeq and is a predicted model, not a curated record. Gene Ontology annotation, cellular component: membrane. Lineage: Eukaryota; Fungi; Ascomycota; Eurotiomycetes; Eurotiales; Aspergillaceae. Gene Ontology annotation, molecular function: carbohydrate:proton symporter activity.
AUGCCCGAGACACUGAGUCUCCGCCGCCUCUCCAAGGAGGAGGGUGCGAUCGAGUCAUCACACCAAGAAAACCCCGAGGGCGUCAGGGUUGAAAUAGUCCAAGGAUCUGUGGCGCUGGACACAGCCAGACGAACCAAUCCCCCAAAGCCAUGGAGUCGUCAGAUGAGAAAGCUUUAUCUCUGUUUGACUGUGGCUUACCUUUGCUCAGCCCUGAAUGGGUACGAUGGUUCGCUCAUGGGCGCUUUACUUCCUAUCCCGCAAUUUCAGGAAACUUUCGGCGGCGGUCUAGUCGGAUCCCAAGCAUCUUUGAUACAAGGAAUGUAUACAAUUGGAGGUGUCAGUGCGCUACCAUUCGUUGGUCCUUUCUUGGACAAUUUUGGUCGCCGGUUUGGUAUGUUCAUUGGAUCUGGUGCUGUCAUUCUCGGCACUAUUCUGGGAGGAACGGCAAAUCAUAUGGACCAACUGCUCGCAAGUCGAUUUUUCCUCGGUAAGCUGCUGGGGUUACUCUUUGGCCUCUUCUGCUGCGCAGGCUACGUUGUCGAAAUAAGCCACCCCGCAUACUGUGACCUUUUGACAGGGUUGUAUAAUUGUCAGUACUUUGUGGGGGCCAUCGCUGCUGCAGGUGCCUGUCGCGGGUGUCUUCAUUUGCCUACCUCUCUCGCGUGGCGUAUUCCAAUCUGGUGUCAAUUGAUUUCAUCCAGCAUUGUCGUGUUAUUUGUAUGGUUCCUUCCUGAGUCACCUCGCUGGCUAUACAGCCACGGUCGCCAUGAGGAAGCAUGGGAUGUCAUAACCGCUUAUCAAGGCGAGGGCAACCGAGAUAAUGCAUAUGUGAUCUUACAGAUUCGAGACUAUGAAGAAGCAAUCAACCUCGAAGGAUCAGACAAGCGAGCCUGGGAUUUCCGAGAGCUCGCGAAUUCGAAACCUGCCAGAUGGCGUCUUCUUUGUGUCACAAUUGCCGCAUUCUUCAGCCAAUGGUCCCAAGCUGGAGUCACAACAUAUUAUAUCGGUGGUCCUCUUGCUACUGCCGGAGUGACUGAUACCACAAGAGUACUAGACGUUAAUCUGGGCAAUACGGUUUUGUCUGCAGCAGGUGCCUAUUUAGGGAGCUUCUUUGGCCCAAAGAUCCGGCGAAGACCUAUGAUGAUUGGUGCGUGUCUCGCAUGCAGUCUCGGCUUUGCUGGUUUCUCCGCCACGGCUGCAGUCUAUACAAGUUCAGAACAACAGGGGGCCGCCACAGCCUCAAUCGUGAUCAUCUUCCUCAUCGGAUUUUGUUUUAGUUUUGGAUGGACGCCCUUUCAAGCCAUGUACCCUGUCGAAUGCCUGUCUUACGAGACUCGCGCUAAGGGAAUGGCCACGUACUCCGUCCUCACAAAUAUUGCAUUGCUGGUGAACCAGUUCGGAAUCGGCAAUGCAAUCAACGUGAUCGGUUGGCAUACCUACAUCAUCUUGGCUGGCUGGAAUAUUAUACAGGCUUUGGUUAUCUAUUUCUUUGCUGUUGAGACGAACAAACAAACCCUCGAGCAGCUUUCAGAGAUAUUCAGUGCCACAAACCCCCGGAAAGCGAGUACGGAAGCACGGAAGAUCGUUGUCUCUGAGCGAACGAAUCAAUUCACACUGGCAAAAGAUGAAGAGAGUAUUUAA